This is a messenger RNA of Hyaloscypha bicolor E, 1152 nucleotides long. Its product is annotated as gluconolactonase precursor. The record is from RefSeq and is a predicted model, not a curated record. The transcript is spliced from 2 exons. Bases 102 to 1145 code for a protein of 347 amino acids. NCBI's taxonomy places the organism in Eukaryota, Fungi, Ascomycota, Leotiomycetes, Helotiales, Hyaloscyphaceae.
CGGCAAACGAUCCAAAAUGUGGAGACCAUAGUUUGAUUUAUUAACGUGCUCGUCCUUCUUGGGCCAUGACGCGACAGCACAACCCUCACGACAGAGCCACGAUGUCAGGGGCGACAAGUUCUUUCACAGUUCACGAAGAGUCCUUCAAGGACAUCCUAGGAUCGACCCCAAAGCUGGAAUGCCUUCUGGAAAACCAGGUUUAUCCAUUUGCUCAUGAAGCAGGUGUAUUCAUCCCAGAAGACAAUACCUUGUUUAUUACGAGCAAUCAAUUUCCUGACCCAUUGAAUGGCGAGAAGAAUAUUCAGAUAUCCAAGGUCACUUUUGCCGGUGGCUCGGUUACGUGCGAGAAGAUCCAAACAGAGCAUGUUCCCAUGGCCAAUGGAGGCGUGAACUAUCAGAGCGGGAUUCUUUUCUGUGCCCAAGGCACGAAGUCGUCCCCUGGAGGUUUAGCUUUCAUGUCAUCCUCUCCUCCAUACCAAUCUUCAAUGCUUCUCACAGACUUUUAUGGACGUCAUUUCAAUUCUGUCAAUGAUGUGGUGGUCCAUAGCGACACUUCUCUUUGGUUUACAGAUCCGAACUACGGUUCUGAGCAAGGAAUCAGGCCGAGGCCAGUACUUCCAAAUCAAGUCUACCGGUACGAUGCCAAAUCGAAGGCAGUGAGAGCAAUGGCAGAUGGCUUUGGAAGGCCAAAUGGGAUUUGUUUCGGCCCGGAUGAGAAGAUACUCUAUAUCACCGAUACAGAUUGGAUACAUGGUGAUGGUACCACUGAUCUCACCCGAGCUUCAACUAUAUAUGCCUUCGAUAUCGUAGCGUACUCUGGGCAACCAUUUUUGAUCAAUCGAAGACUAUUUGCAUUCGCUGCUGUGGGUGUUCCUGAUGGGAUCAAAUGUGAUAUUGACGGCAAUGUUUACAGUGGUUGCGGAGACGGAAUUAAUGUCUGGUCCCGGGGUGGAGUUCUCCUAGGGACCACUGUUGUGGAAGGAGGGGUAGCGAACUUCUGUUUUGGGAGACGGCGAGCUUUUCAUCCUAAACGAAAACAAAUUGUGGCGUGCACAGCUCGGCGAACAUGCCAGAGGCGCGCUUCUCAGAAUCUGAUGGAGAGUGAAAGGUAUUGCAUGACCUGUAGAGAUGCACCUGUAUCCUGAACUGAAU